AAUCCGUGGGCUCCAGUGGGCGGGGCUUCGCCGGCUCCGCCCAGCCGCCCUAGUUGUCAUAGUGAGGCCGUGUACUCUGAAUUUGGGAUCCCAACGGCUGGAAACUCGAAGCGGGAGACAUGGAGUACACCGGGAGCAAGUUUAUCGGGAAGUAUGUAGAUGGGAGGAUGGAGGGCAAAGCCGAAUACAUCCUCCCUACAGAAACAAGAUAUGUUGGGGAAAUGAAGGACGGCAUGUUCCAUGGCGAAGGGACCCUGUACUUCCCCAGCGGUAGCCGAUUCGACGCCACCUGGGAGAAGGGCUUGGUCAUCAAGGGCAGGUAUACCUUCGCAGAUGGGCUGCAAUAUGAUGCUGAGAACUGGCAUUACUGUGACAGCUAUGACCGGAGGUUUUACACUGAGAUAUGCUAUGGCUUGAAGCCUUCAGGUAUCUCUCAGCUCACCAAUAUGGACCCACCUAGAAAAAUCCCCAAGGGCUGUUAUGACUGUGGAGAUGGCUUCUAUAAUCCCAUCACAAGGAUAGUCAAGGACUACAGGAAUCGCUUUCUGAGAAAUGCAGGUGAGAAAUCUGAGGCCCAGAGAGGCCCACGUGUCCGACACUCAUGGCGUAUUUGUGAGAGAACCAGGACUGGAAUCCCAGUUCCCCACUGCCAGAUGGGGCUCCUUCCCCACGGUUCCUCCCUGUGUUUCCUGCAAAAUGGCCGAAUGAUGAUGAGCACGAGUGGAUCAUCCGCACCUGUCGCAAGGGCUGGGACGAGAUCGUGGGUCACAGGCCCAAGCUAUGAAUUCUGCAGCCGCCUCCACCAGAGGCUUCUGUCUGCCCCGCCGGCACUGCGGCUGCUCUGAGGAGCAGGCUGCAGGCCUCAGUCCUGACCUUUGACUCAGGAAUAAAUUUUUUCUGCAGGCA
Molecule: messenger RNA, 906 nt
Organism: Tupaia belangeri chinensis (Chinese tree shrew)
Lineage: Eukaryota; Metazoa; Chordata; Mammalia; Scandentia; Tupaiidae
Gene: MORN5
Product: MORN repeat containing 5
Exons: 6
Coding region: 120-845 (241 amino acids)
Source: RefSeq, a predicted model, not a curated record